Messenger RNA from Micropterus dolomieu (smallmouth bass), 12963 nucleotides. It is a transcript of the gene cep350, whose product is annotated as centrosomal protein 350. Gene Ontology annotation, cellular component: centrosome. Gene Ontology annotation, molecular function: microtubule binding. NCBI's taxonomy places the organism in Eukaryota, Metazoa, Chordata, Actinopteri, Centrarchiformes, Centrarchidae. Bases 347 to 9760 code for a protein of 3137 amino acids. Gene Ontology annotation, biological process: microtubule anchoring. The record is from RefSeq and is a predicted model, not a curated record. The transcript has 37 exons.
ACUCCAGUUUCACCGUUGAGAAGCAUCAACAUAGUAACCCGGGAAAGGCAACAUCAGAGGCGGGUUGCGACAUUUCAUUCUGGGAAUCUCACAGCUGACCUGAAUAUCUGGUUGCCCGGACAAACCUUGAGACUAAAACAAUGGGUGCAUGCCCAGAAAGUUGCUAGCUUUAGUUGGCAUAACUGCUAGCUAACAUUGGUUCGCUAACGUUAGCUGGCUGCUAGCGUUAGCAAACAGACUGCUGAACGAAACUGAAGAAGUCCGGAGAAGUUAGGAUUUUCCCAUCACGAGCACGUCAGCAUGACUGUGGACAUAUAAACACGUCGGAUCGUUUCCCUAAAGGUGAAUGAGAGAGAUGAGGAGGAGCAGCAGGAGGACUGAGGUGUCUUUUAAAAGCUCUGCUCAGCAGCUCUCAGAUCACAAUGCAGGCACAGAGCUGACAACUGCAUGGAAAAGUUUGGCUCAGUCCAAAGCUGCUUUGCGGCAUAUAGAAAACCGUCUAGAGGCAGUUCCAGGGACGGGGGUUUUCCUGGACUCUAUCAUGGACCCCCCUAAGAAGAAAUCUUCUAGGACUGUCCGCUGCAGGGAUGAACAACAAGCUGAUGACAGUGGAGGGUCUUCAAAGCGCAGGGGGCGUAGUCAGCAGAGUCCAGAAAAGAGCAACUCACGCAGCCCACUGAGAAAUACCACCCAGGACAGCAAUGUACGCAGGAACAACAGCGUGGAGUUCAGGGAACCGCUGGCCUCCUACAGAGAGGCCACCCCUCCACCACAUCCCUCCUCUCAGCUGGAGGCCUACAGUCUACAGUCAGUGCCAGGGUCUUCGUACCCAUCCUCUCCUCCUCCUCCUCCUCCUCCUCCCUCGAAUCCUCUGCUCAGCCAGCUGGUCUACCAGAGAGACACCAGGGAGAAACAGACGGACAGGGACCUGGACAGCACACACUCCUCAGCUCUGGAGAGCACAGAGGUCCGCUACCUCAAUGACCAGUCAGCCCUAGUCGCCCUGAGGACUGUUGGAAACCAGUCACAUCUCACAAGCGUAAGGGUCCCAGCAAGGGAGGCUGCUGCGGAGGAAAGCACUCCCAAAGCACAACCUGGCAUGGAUAACCAAGAGUCAAGCCCAUGUCUAGCUCCAGCCCUGGACUCCAUACGCCGAGGGGAGAGCACUCCCUCCACCAGCCCUGGCUCAGCUUCCCAGCGGCUGGAGAACCUAAGGAGACAUCAGCCCGAUGAUAAGCUGGAGAAGCUCAAAGAGCGCAUUCGCAGGCAGAGACAACAUCUGGAGGAGGCUGCAGAGAGAGAGAAGCUGCUGGGUUAUCUGGAACAGCCCAUUGUGGCAGCUGUGGGAAGUAACAAUGCUGGAACAAGCAACAUGCCCACAGCCAAAAUACGGAAAGUAGCAGCUGCACCGCCUGCACCUAUAUACAAAGGUUUCAACAGUACUGAGACAAAGAUCCGAACUCCUGAUGGGAAGGUUUGGAAGGAGGAGGAGUUUCACAACCUCAGCAGAGAAAUAUACAAAGACCUGUCACGGCAGUUUGCUGAGAGCACCAGAUCCAGGCACCAGCAGCAACAGAGAGCAGACAGGUCCAAAGAGAGGAGGCCCCCCAAACCAGUCAGGAAGGUCCACAGAGCUGCCCCUUCCUCUGACCUAAAUGCAAAACCAGUGAUAAGUCCUGCAUCGUGGCGAGAGGGCCAAAAGCUGGUAAAGAUGGUACUUGGUCCAGUUCCCAAGCUGCCCAGGGAAGAGGACAGACCCUAUCCAGCUGACGGACCGAGUAGAACAGCUUUCCGGCACCGUUCCAGUUCAGACCCGCGCUCAGAAUCAAACCCACGGUCUCGCCCUCGCAGCACAGAAAGGCCUCGUAAUGGAUUUCAGGGGCAGUCCAAAAGCCACUUCACCACCACAUCUACUCCCUCGUCUGCAGAUCGGGACAAGGCCCCAGUGGGUAUAAGCACGGACCUGUUGUCAGCAGACAUCCAGGGGAUACUUGAUGACCUUCAGCUGGAGUGCAAAGCAGCUGAGAGGGAGGAAAGGAGAGAGGAAAGGGCCCGGCAAAGGUCCCGGGUUGGGAGCAGUGGAAGGAGAGGGAGAGGGGGAUCAGGGUCACGGACAAGGAAUCCAGUCUCUGUUUGGGGAACUACUAUGGCAGCAGGUCACUCCUCAAGAGGCUGCCGCAGCGCCAGCCCCACUACACACCAACCAGAGACUGGCAACACAACGGACACAGGCCACAAAAAACGACACUAUGAUGCAGAUACUGUUCGCCAGUACAUUUCCAGGCAGAAAGAGGAGAGAAAGCGCCGCCAAGCAGAAGAGAAGAGGGCACAGAGGGAGGAGGCAGAGAAGAGAAACCAGAGAUUACAGGAGCUCUACAGGAAGCAAAGAGAAGUAGCUCAAACCGCAGCCCUUCCCAGCGAGGCACCUGUGGCCCCUGUACAAAAGCGCCUACAGGAGACCUACACCAAACUGCUGCUGGAGGAGGCCCAGCUGGGCGAGGAGGCCACACAGACACAUCCUGCUGUUCCUUGUAAUCAAAUGAGACCAAUGUACCAGCCCUCAGGAGAGUCGGACAAAGAGAACAAAAGACUAGAGGCACCACAGAGUCCCUCAAGCAGCGACAGGUCUUUGAAUGAUCAGCCACCUCCUCCGUUAUCCAGGAGUGAUCUGGAUAUUGGAGUUGCCUCUUUGCUUCAGCCUGACCGUCUGAGUCCAGCUGUUCGACCUACGACCGGUCCCAGAAGCAGUACGCUAGCCCCUUUUGGUGACCAUCUCCUCUCUCGGCUUCUCAGGCUGGAGAGUGCGGUCGCAGCUGGUGACAUCAAUCACACCCAACGGCCAGCCACAUCACCUUCCGACAGGUCGCGGCGCAUUGAGGCGCUCAAGGCCACAGCCGCAUCCCUCUCCAACCGUAUAGAGAGUGAGGCACGGAAGAUCGCUGGGGAGGGGAUCAACUACGGUACAGCGACUUCAAUGGACGUGGAUACUAUUUUGGCUCCUAGGCCAUCUCAGGCUAAUCUUGAUGAUGGAUGCUGGGCAGAAACAGCUUCCACAGAAAAUAAUGAUGUGGCGCUGAGGAUCCAGAGGAUUUUGACUAGCACAGGUCAUAGUUCAUAUAAUGGCACAGCUCUUCCAGGAACAGGCAAUCUGCACGCCCUCAGGGGACAGAAAGAAAGGAAGGGUACACACACCAAUCCUCAAACAACUUCCCCUGAUGUAACAGGCACCAUUCUUAACCGUUAUACACAUGAAAGGAGGAAGCUAGUCAAUGGCUUGGAAAAGGUAGAAAGAAUGGAUAAAAUGGCACAAAGGAGAGGACAUGGAUUGAUGGAGGACAAGAAUCGGACAGAUGUCCACGACUCAAGUGGUUCCAUCAGUGAGGGUCCUCUUCUGAGUGAAGGGAGUUUUUCUGAGGAUGAAGCAAGCCCUUCUCAUCCCUUCAACAAUCGUGCUCCUAGACCAGUAGAUCGCCUGCAGGCAGUGGACUACUGUGCACGUCAAAGACGGGAUUACCAGCGGUUGGCAGAGUUCCAGAGGGAGGCGGCCAGGUGCUCCGCCCUCAGCUCACCCUUUACGCAGCAUGACGGCAGCAAAGAAGCGUGGGAGGAGCUGAACAAAGGAAGCCCUCUAAGCGUUAUCAACAUUUUCACAAAGAACCUUCAGGGCCAUGCUAAAGCGGGUGAGAAGUACUCUCCCUCUGCCCAUUCUUUGCACUCGGGAAAUGGCCCCGUAGACGCCGCAGCCUAUGAAGAUGACUUUGUGUCAUCACAUAGCAGCGGAGCCAGUGACCAGUUAAAGAGAGACUCAAAUUCACGCAGCGUGAACAGUCAUUUUGAGGAGCUGAUGAGGAGGUCCCCUUAUGAGAAUAGUACAGGAGGCAUCAAUUCCCACCAUUCAUCCUUUCACUCAUCUAUUCACUCACCGCAUCUUUCCUCUCGUUCACCACCUGGCCCCUCACCCUUCUCUAAGCACUCUACCAAAAAAAGAGGCACAGCAUCAGACCAGAGUGAUGCCACUCUGGUGGAAGAGCAGAGGAGCUCCUGCUCGCCUCCCUCAGAGGUUUUGUCUUCUGACUCCAGGAAGAGGGGCUCAGACAAAAGCUCUGCCAAUAGUCAGGUCAAGAGUGUCCACUCUAAUGACACUUCAAGGGAAACUUCUCACCACAGUUUGGGACUUGACAGUAACAAUUCUUCAGGAGCCAGACCCAAACAGGCUUCUCCUUCUGGCUCUUCAGACCCUGGUUCUCCUCCAGGAGCACACUCGCCCAGAGAGCCUGUGAGAAGUGGCUCUCUGGGGGCAAAUAACGCAAACACCACAGCUCGCAGUGGUAGAGCGGAGACUAAGACCACAGGUGAGCUGCAGUACUCACCUGCUGUCUUGCAGCAGCGUAUGGCAGCAGAGCUCCACUACCUGGAGUCCAUCGAGGAGUCAGUCCGACAGCUGGGGGACGUGGAGAGGCUGAUGGGUGUGUCCAUGGCUCAGCAGGAGAGUGCAUCAUUGGCCCAGAUGCUCAAGGCCAAGCAGCAGAGCCAUGAGCGUGACCUGUACGAGUUGAAGAUCAAGGCUGAAAGGGAAGCACUGGAGACACAGCUACAGCUGGAAGAAAACAGACAGAGAGUGGCCAGGGCUCAUAUAGAACUGCAGGAAAGCUUGGCAGGAACUCAAAAAGAGACUUUGGAGGGCCUCCAGGAGGCAACUACGAAGAUGAUGAGUCAACAGGCUGAGGCAGCACGGUACACAGUCGACGCUGCCCGACACAUCAAGGAGAUGACAGAAAUGGCACGGUCGCAGAUAGCAGGAGCUCUGGUGGCACCCCCUGUUCCUGCUGAUUCCUCCAUGUUGGACCAGCGGGAAGAAGAGCAGAGCUCCUAUUCAGAGCAACGACAAGAAAAAAUUGACUCUGACAGCUUCCAAAGUGAGGUGUCAAGCAGAAGGAACAGGCCAGAGGAAGCCUUGUCUUCACUGAACAGCCUGAGUCACUCUGACUCUCUGACCUUCAGAAGACCCAACCUCAGUGGAGCAGACUCAAGUAGCCACCGUAGCCCGUCACAAGUCUCCUCAGACCACAUAGAGCGGACGAAAAAAGAUGCAGUAGAGGGGAAAUGGAGGAAGGGUGGAACUGUUGAGAGGACGAACAAGGAAGCAGGCAGCAGCUCCAUAGAGGAGGAAGUUCUUACAGCAGCAAAUGACUCCCUCUGCAGUGACAGCAUCGCCUCCGUAGUGGAUGAGAAAGUAGAUAGUACAUCAGUGGCAACAGAGUACUCUCUCAAGUUUGAUGAGUCCAUGACAGAGGAUGAGAUAGAAGAGCGCUCCUUCCGAUCUCUCUUGCCAUCUGAGGCGCACCGCCGUGGAACUAUGUCCCGCCAUCAUGAAGAAUCAGAGGAUGAUGUAGCCAAUCACAACACUACAUUGGUUUCAGGGGCACACAAUAUCUUAAAGCCUCAGGAUGCAAACAUGGCCUUUUCUGGCGGGCAGGACAGCUUUUCCCAGUUCACCAUGGACAUGGUGCGUCAGUACAUGAAGGACGAGGAGGUAAGACUGCAGCACCAGAGCUCUCUGCUGCGUCUUCGCCAGAAAGCCCUCAAAGAGAAGACCAGGACUGAGCUGGCUUGGCUAGAACACCAGAAGAAGAGGCUGAGGGACAAGGGAGAAGAUGACAAAAUGCCCCCCAUCAGGAAGAAGCAGAGGGGCCUUCUGAUGAAACUACAGCAGGAACAGGCUGAGAUCAAGCGACUUCAGGAGGCCAACAAAGCAGCCAGGAAGGAAAGGCAGCUGUUGCUGAAGCAGCAGGAGGAGAUUGAGCGGAUGAGAAACACUACGCUCAGACUGAAGGAGCGUCUCAAGUGUGCUGGGGGUGAAGCACCACCUGAGACGGCUGCAUCAGAAACCCCUGUGUCUGAGGCAGCCUCCACCAGCAUGAGAUGUGCUGAGGAGAUCCGCAGCCCCUCUCCCUCGCUCUCCAUCUCUGGAAGUGAGACUAGCAGCAUCAUGCAGAAGCUCAAGAAGAUGCGCUCUCACAUGGAUGAGAAGUUCCUCACAAAGCGAGAGCAGCAACUGAUGCAAAGGCGUCACCAUGCCGAGGAGUUGCUGCAGUGGAAACAGCGACUGGACCAGGAGGAAGCAGAGGUCCGUAGGAUGGAAAAGGAAGCCCUGGCUGUAUGGGACAGACAGACACCUCGGGACAAGGACAUAGCAGAGAGUCAGAAGAAGGAGGUCGCCUCUAUUAGCCCCAGUCACCAUCAAAGCUCAGAGCCCAGAACUGACAGUGAGAAAGAGUAUGUCAGUGAGGGUGACUGUUCCUUGGUGACACCUGAGUCCAGUAUACACACAGAGGGACUGGUGUCCCAGCAGCCAGGAAGCCCAUCUUCAGUACAGCCUGUGUCGAUCCAUGAAACACCUUUGGCCUCCGUCCAGACCAUGCCUGCAGAUUACACCCAGGAGUUCACAUCAGCUUCCCAGUCACCUAGUAGACAAUCUCCCCAGUCUCCAUUCAAAGGCAGCCACAGCCCUGCAGCCUUUCCUUCAGACGGCAGCAGCAAAACCAAGAUGCAGCUUCGCUCCUCCUCCCGGACCGCCAACCAGGCCCACACUCAGCCAAGUGACUCCCCCAUGGCCACACAGACUGAACCCAUUUCAGACCAGAGUGACAUAGAGAGCCGAAUCAAGGCCCUGAAGGAAGAACUCAGAAAACGAAAGUUUAUGGCCUACCAGCUGAAGAAAGAGCAGAAGAAGAGGCACAAGGAGCGCCUUAAGGCACAGGAGGCCAGCCUAUUGAAGCAGCUGGAGAGCUAUGACAACUUCAUCGAGAAAACUAAGGCAGAACUCAACAAGGAGCCUGACUCAACACCUGAUACGAAGUCCCAGAUAAUAGAUUCCACCUUGAUCGCAGAGCAGUCUAGUAUUAAACCACCUGCUGACAGGUCUGAAACCAGCAAAAUCUCUGACUCUGAAAGAACACGGAUUGAUGGUUCAUUAGAUCACAAUGCCCUUCCUCCACCUGAUCAUAGUAGAUCAACAUCAGUGCCUGAAGAAUUGUCUGAUGAAGACCCACCGACAGUCACUCCAACCCCAGUACAUGGCAGCCCAGAGUGUCUCACCUCAGGGCAGAGGAGCCGCCUGUCCACAGUGGAUCUUUUAAUACCUUCCUCUAAGGAAGGCCAGGCACAGAUGAUUGAGCCUGGGGAUGAGAACAGUGUGUCUUACCAAAGAUCUGACAUUCAAGAAGAGCUGGAAGUAGAAGUAAACUCCACGUUAGAGGAUCGACAUUCUGAACGUCUUCUCAAGCUAGAGAAGGAAGACAGACUUGACUCCCAGGAGAAGUUGUCUACAUCCAAACAUAUUUCCUCUUCCAUGAGUGAAGAACAUCGAUAUUCUCCAUCUGUUAGCUUAGAACAAGAUAAACAAAUAAAGCCAAGGGAAACCUCUGAAGCUGAGGAAGCUGUAAAACCCAAUAUUAUUGACUUCUCUUUAAAGAACGGGUCACUUAAAAAGGAUGUUGAGGUGUCUUCUCCCAUAGCUGAUGGCUAUCAUGAUGACUUUGAGUCAUCAGUAGAUUCUUCACCCAGGGAGGAGCAUCACAGUUACAAGCCAGCCUCUCAAAUCUCAGUUCCUGAUGAGAUCAAGGGCUCAACAAAGGACUCACCUAGCAGAUCCAUACCAUAUGACAGCCAGGAUGAGGAGGUAGAAGAGGAAAUAGCUGAAGAACCGAGUCACCAUUCAGGGAUUAGUGGAGAUAGCCACCAAUCUGGAAGACUGCUAGAUCUUCAUAACCAAACAGACUACUCCAAACAUGACGAGGACCUUGUUAAUUCCAACCACUCACUACCCAUCUCUCCUUUGCAGACCCCUCUCUCUCCUGUUGUAGAUGAAAUGCCAAGCUUUAACAUCGGAGAUCGGGUUCUUGUCGGUGGUGUCCAGCCUGGCACUCUGAGAUUCAAAGGUCUGACCAGCUUUGCUAAUGGCUUCUGGGCUGGUGUGGAGUUAGACAAGUCUGAGGGCAGCAACAACGGCACUUAUGAUGAGGUGGUAUACUUUGAGUGUAAUGAGAGCCACGGUAUCUUUGCUCCUCCAGACAAGAUCACACACCUGCCAGACAAGUUUGAGUUCUACACAGACACCACGGAGGAUGAGGACUCAUUCUUUGAUGAUCUGUCGGGUAAAGGCGGGGAUAAACAUAAAACAGAGGAGAACAAAUCCCAAAAACAAGGAAAUAUGAAGAGUAAAAAUGAACAAACCUCUCGUGAGGUCUAUGGGCCUGGAGAUAAAACCGUUACGGAUGAGUCUGUUUACAAAAACCAGGCCCCACUGAAGGCCGUGUCCCACCUCAAUUCACAGCAUUACAAAGAAUCCAAGCUUCCCAUUUCUAAUGGCAACAUCGGGGACAUCAUUUUGGAUUUUGAAGAUGCACCAACCACCCUCCUCAUCUCUGACUUGAACAAGAGUAAGAUUACUACCCUUGUUGAGAGAGAAGACGUAGACUCACAACAACAGUUUACUCCUGUGGAUCUUUCCACAGGUAUCAGAGAUGAUAAGGAUGAACAGAAGGACAAAGACCUACUGGACACAUUUGCAGAUAAGCUCCUCAACAACUUUUUGAAAGACACUGUGAAGCAGUUUGCUGAGAUUAAAAAGGCUAAAGAGCAAAAGAUAGAAGCUGCCAAUCAGAUGAAUGGAGUCCCGUUAGGCGAAAAUGUUAAAGAAGAAUGGUUCUCUUCAGUGGAGCAAAAAGAUUACCUACCCUUCUUCCUACCUGCAGAAAAAGAGGAGCUGUCUUCUCCUGAGCUGUGUAACCGACCGGAGAGUCCAGUGUUGGGGGCCAGCGGUCAAGAGGAGCUUGCCAAGCGACUAGCAGAGCUGGAACUGAGCCGUGAACUGCUGGAUGAGCUAGGUGACGAUCAGGACUGGUUUGAUGAGGACUUUGGCCUCAGCUCCCGCCGAGAACAGCAGAGACUCAAACAAAAACAGAUAGAAGAAGAGGCAGGGCUAGGGAGGUCUGGCUCAUCAGCUGGAGCAGCCCUGGGGGGGCUGGUUUCAUCACCAGGUGGGGAACCGCAAAUAAAGACUCCACCUAGACCUGAGCUACCGCUCCCCCUGCCCCCCAAACUACCUGAGCAGCCUGCCAUGGUGGUGCCCCACUCGGCCACAGAGGUGGAGAAGAUGGUCCACGCUGCCACUCAGGAGAUCUGGGAGAGCUGUGGCCUGGGGAAGGAGGGAGCCCCGACCCUUGCACAACUGCCAAACCCCAAACCUUCACAAGAGUACCUGGGUAAAGAGGCCAGCAGCCAGGACCAGGAGGCCCUCUGCAUCUGCAGCUACAGAAAGGCUGUGUAUGACCUGACAUGGGAGAUGCUUCAGGAGAUCUAUGCUGAGGACCCAAAUGCUGAUCAGCCUCAGUGGGUCAGACCACGUCGGGUCAAGUCCUCCUUCUUCCACAGAGUAAAAACACCAGGGGACAUCACCAAAGUCCAGGAAUUCAUCACAGCAGAAGUACUGAAAAUGUACGGCCUGACAAAAGAUCAGAACCAGAAGACUGACUGGCAAAAGAUGCUGAAAUUUGGCAAAAAGAAGCGGGACAGAGUCGAUCACAUACUGGUUCAGGAACUCCAUGAGGAGGAGGCCCAGUGGGUCAACUAUGACGAGGACGAGCUGUUUGUUAAGAUGCAGCUGGCAGACAGCAUCUUUGAUGCUUUGCUGAAGGACACUGCAAACGUGCUGACGCUAAUCUAUGACAAGAGGGCCAAAAGAGACACCCUCUCCUGACAGCUUUCCUGCUUAGAUUUUAAACUACAACCUCUAUCUCAAUCCCAGUCUUUCCUCUCCCCAGCGAACUCCAGCCAACCUACCGCCUCUCGGUCUUCCACCAGCUGAUGUGCCAACAGCAACCCUCAGAUGCCUUCAGUCCCAGCAUUACCUCUCAGCUAAACAACUCCUACUUGUUUCUGUUAUAAUUCUACACACAAAACGCCUUUUGAGCAAUCCAGCCUUCUUAAACCUUACCACCAUCUAGUCUCAGUGCUCACCUCCUGGACUGGUCCUUUUAUAAAUGCAAGUUGCAGAAAGAGUAGAUGUUUUGAUAGGAUUUGUUUGAAUUUAAAGUCCAUUGAUGCUGCUAAUUUGAUUGCUCCAUAUGGGACUGUAAUAUACAAUCUACCUGAAACAAAAGUAGGUUGUUAUAUUUUGUAUUGGAUCUUAAAGUAAAUAUAUAUAUAUAUAUAUGGAUUCAAAAAUUGUAAUAGAGUAGUAGAUAAAGAAUAUACAGCGCAGUCCAUAAGUGGUUUGACAGUGACACACUAUUGUGUUGGCUUUGUAAUCCAGUACAUUGAAAUUAAACAAAGACUAUGAGGUUAAACAUUUAGCUUUGGGUUUUUCAUCCAUAUUGGGUGAUCAGUUUUCAGGUCUCUAAACCUGUCUUAAAUUAAAGAACUAGCUGAAGCCUAUGGCCCACAGUUAGACUGAGGUCAGGUUGCUGUUUGGCCCUUGUUAGCUCAUCUCAUAUGUUUACUAUAAUUUUUGGAAGACUAUCUAUAGAAAAAAUCCAAGACUGUUUAUCCAAUAUGGAUAUGAACAAACCCCCUUAAAGCUGUGAGUCAGCAACUUUAUAACCAUUGUUGAAGUUUAAAUCCAAUGUGCUGAAAGAGAGCUAAAACACAUGAAAUGAGUCACUGAUCAAAUGUUGUCACACUGCGCUAUAUUGAAAUGUCACUGAGAUCAGAUAUUGUAUGAGAUAAUUUGCCUCCAUAAUUAUUGUAUUUAUUGUGUGAAAAUAUUUGAUUAGAGGAGUAAGGAACAUUUUGAAUUGUAAAUGAUCUUGUCAAGAUAUACAGAGCAGAUUUUAACAUCUAAUGAAAUCGUAAAAAGCACAAACAGAAAUGUGAAUGUGAACAUGGCAAUAUAUUAUGUAGGAGGUUUAAGGAAUGCUAUUGAAACCAGAAAAAAAGAACAUGGAGGGGAGGGGAGGGGGGUUUAAUAUUUAGUGUUAGUAAUUAAUUCAAACUGUUAUGUAUGUAUGAAUGAAUUGUUGCCACAACUGUUCAGUGUGUCAACACAAGUCCCACUUUCAUAGUAUGUUAAUAUUUUGGCGCAGACACUGUGAUCUCAUACAAACAGCAAAGAAAAUGCUUGUCCAAUGAUUUGCAGUUUAUUACUUUAUUUUGUGCUGUAACUUUUGAACCCCAUUCAACAUUGUUUUCCGCUAUUUAUUUUUUCACAGUUUUUAUUAUUUUGUGUUAGCGUUUGGGGGAAAAACGUGUCCAUCAACGCCAUGUUCAAAAAUCAAGUAAUAUUACUAUCUAUGCUGGUGUUUUUUUAAGAUUUAAUUCGGUCAAACACACUACGUACUCAAAACAGACAUAAUGCAAGUGGGCCAGAAAAGGCCUGACUUGAUAUUUUUAGAAUCGCGUCAUAGGGCAGUACUGAAAUGCUGGAUUUGAGCCUUACUUAUCCUACAGUCAUUUUACUUUCUAUGACCUGAGAGAACACCACUUUCUUUUUCAUCUGCCCUGGUAAAGGUUGCUAGCUGAACAUUUGCCAAAAAAACAUCUAGUUGUGUAGCAGCAUGAUUACGUGCUCCACUUGCUGCUGUGAAACAUUGGCUUCAUAGCAAUAAGCAAGUUCAGACUAGCCGUCUGAAUGUAGCCCAGCGAUGUGGAGGUCUUUAUCAACAUUCAGUUCAAGUGCCUCUUUAAGUUGAGUUUUGGAUUUAUAACUCUCAACAUCCUUUGGACCUAUUUUCUUUGAAUGUCUCUUUGAACUGAUGAUUUUUAAAUGGCCGCUCUUCCUUCUAACCGGUUUGCCAAUACUUCAGUUUCUGCCUUAUCAAUCUUUCUGUAUUGAAGCAGAGAUUAGGAAGUGUUUUUUGUUGUUGUUUUUGUUUUUGUUUUUUAAACCUUCUGUUUUUCCUGUGCCUCUGCCUGAGGAAAUGUUUGUAAAGGAAUCGCUGACUCACCCUAAAUGUCACCUGCUUCUUGUCCACGUCAGCCCUGCCUCUGUGCAUAUAGACACAGUUGAGUCAUUGAUAAACUGUAUCAGGAACUAGUUUGUGGACACACACACAGUGGCUCCAGCACACAGGCUGCACAGUGGGAGUCAUAGAGCUGAUGAGGCUGAGCACGUAGGACUGUAUCCAAGGGCUUAUUUGGGUCCUCACUGUCAGCACCGCUUUGAUCCAACAAACUGUACAAAGUCAUUGUGGCAUGUGUGACAGAGCUAGUUAAUGUUCACUGACUGUUUGGAGCUAAAGUGACCUUAAACUGAGUACUUAGUCUUUUUUUCUACCGUCAACGUUUUAAGAGUUGCUAAGGUGUAUGUUAAAACUGUAAAUCAUAUAAUGUAGAAAAAGACCAAAAACAUUUGACACCAGUCUCUCCAUGCUGUAUGACUUGUAUGUCUGGUCUGUAGGCAUAUGUAACUGUAAUGGUGAUAUGAUUAGUACCUUAGAAACACUUUCUGCAAGGCUUUAUUGCAACCCCCCUUGGAUUGUCCUCUUGAAUUGAUUGUAUGUGGGAGGAAGUUCCCCUUCUGUAACUAUGCAGUACUUGGUCUUAUGCAUUGCUUGUAUAUGUAUCCGGAUCACAUAGCUUAGACUUCUGCCCUAGUCUGUAGAUUUAAAAACACCUUCAAGAUGCUUGAAGCUGUUUGGUGUAGGGUGGAGUUGAUUGGAACUUGAGUUUAGCACAAAAGAUUUGAUCAUCAGAUGAACCCAGUCAGACUAGAUUUCCCUUUUCAUCUUUUGAAAUGUUUAUGAAUAUUUAUAAUAAUGUGCUAUGAGUGCGCGUCAGGUGCACUUGAAGACUUCUUUUAUGGGUGUAAAUAUACUGUUAUCCAAUCUGAACCACUGUUACUGUAACCUGAACGAUUGUUGUAAAAAUGAACACUGUUUACUUUGCAAAUAUGUGCGUAGUAUAUAUUUGUUAACUAAAUGAACUUUGAAAUUGUAAAUAAAGCUUUCAUUGUUUCUAAAGGAA